AUGUUGUCCGACUACUAUCCCUGGCUUCUGGCCAGCCUCAUCGUCUAUCUGGCAGUCAAGAGCAUCUAUCGUCUCUAUUUCCAUCCUCUGAGCAAAUUCCCUGGCCCCAAACUCACGGCCAUCACCCAUCUAUACGAGUUCUACCACGAUAUCAUCCGCAAUGGAAUGUUCAUCUGGGAGAUUGAAAAGAUGCAUGAGAAAUAUGGCCCAAUUGUCCGAAUCAAUCCACGAGAAAUACACAUCAACGAUCCCUCCUACUACGAUGAGAUAUACGCCUCCAGCAGUCGCAUUCGAGAGAAAGAUCCCAAGUUCGUCUCUUCUUUCAUGGCAGACACAUCCAUGGUCUCCACCAUCAGUCAUGGUCAUCACCGCUUUCGACGGGCUCUUCUGAAUAACUUCUUUUCCAAGAAAUCCAUCCUCGACCUGGCACCGCUCGUUCAGUCCAAGGUAGACAAGCUGAUGGACCGUCUGGAGGAAGCUUACAAAGACAAAUCUAUUGUCGAGCUCGAUGCAGCCUUUGCAGGCUUAACAGCAGAUGUCAUCACGCAGUACUGCUAUGGCCGAAGCUGGGACUAUCUCUCCCACAAAGACUACAACAGCACCGUGAGAAACACAGUAAACGACAUUACUGCUUGGUUCCAUAUCAACCGCUUCUUCCCUUUCCUGCCGCGCCUUUUGGAGAUUGCUCCUCUGUGGCUGGCGUGUAAAUUCCAACCAGGAAGACCGAAUCUGGCUCAAAUGCAGACGAAUAUGCAUGCGACGCUGUCCGCGCACGAAGAAAAGAGUCAUGCUAAAUCAUCACAGCAGACCAUCUUUGACAGACUGACCGACCCAGACGUGCCUGCUGAAGAAAAGACAGCCACUCGACUCAAAGAUGAGAGUUUGAUUCUGUUAUCUGCCGGUACGGAGACGACUUCUCGGGCUUUGACUGUCAUGUCGUUCUAUCUUUCGAGAGAUCCGGCGAUGCGAAGUAGACUCCGAGAUGAGUUGAAACAGGUCAUGCCGACUCCAACUAGUCCGGUUACGUGGCCUGAAUUGGAGAGACUGCCCUACUUGACUGGCGUUGUCAAUGAAUCCCUCCGUCUUUCAUAUGGAGUCAUUAUUCGUCUCCCCCGUGUGGCUCCAACGGAAGCAUUGCAGUAUCAGAACUACACCAUUCCACCUGGAACCCCCAUGAGCACAAUCUCCUACUUCGUCCACCGAAACCCCACCGUCUUCCCCGACCCCGAAGCCUUCAACCCCGAUCGCUGGAUCGAAGCAGCAGAAAAGGGCGAGCAUCUCAGUCGGUUCAUCGUCUCGUUUACUCGUGGAAGUAGGAUGUGUCUGGGAUUGAAUCUGGCGUAUUUCGAACUCUACACGACUAUUGCUGCGUUCGUGAGACGGUUUGAUGUGGACUUGCAUAACACUGAAUUGGAAGAUAUCCGGAUUGUGAAGGACCUAGGGGUUGGAUACACGAAACACGGUCCGAUGAAUGUCUCUGGUAGAAUUGUUGGUCUUGUCGAGUAA
Molecule: messenger RNA, 1506 nt
Organism: Aspergillus wentii DTO 134E9
Lineage: Eukaryota; Fungi; Ascomycota; Eurotiomycetes; Eurotiales; Aspergillaceae
Product: putative cytochrome P450 oxygenase
Exons: 5
Coding region: 1-1506 (501 amino acids)
Molecular function (GO): monooxygenase activity; iron ion binding; heme binding
Source: RefSeq, a predicted model, not a curated record